This is a messenger RNA of Talaromyces marneffei, 1281 nucleotides long. RefSeq lists its product as uncharacterized. Bases 1 to 1281 code for a protein of 426 amino acids. The record is from RefSeq and is a predicted model, not a curated record. NCBI's taxonomy places the organism in Eukaryota, Fungi, Ascomycota, Eurotiomycetes, Eurotiales, Trichocomaceae. The transcript is spliced from 2 exons. Gene Ontology annotation, molecular function: 2-(3-amino-3-carboxypropyl)histidine synthase activity. Gene Ontology annotation, biological process: protein histidyl modification to diphthamide.
AUGGACGGCAUGGACGACACAACAUCCCGUCCCGCAACCCGCCAGCCAAAGAAGAGAUUUGUCGGCAGACGGACAGCAGAUGCGCAGGCACAGACUGACUCUACAAACACCGACACCAGCAUAGAAAAAGCCACCCCCCGCAAACCACCCCGAACGCUAAACCAUAUCCCCCCCUCCAUCUCCGAAAACCCGGACAUCCUUGCCGCCAUCUCCCUCCUCCCCUCCAACUACUCCUUCGAAAUCCCCAAAACCAUCCAUCGCAUCAGGACCCUUGGCGCAAAACGAGUCGCCCUCCAAUUCCCCGAAGGAUUGUUGUUGUUUGCAACUACAAUAUCAGACAUCCUCACCGAAUUCUGCGAUGGCGUCGAGACCCUAAUCAUGGGCGACGUCACGUACGGCGCCUGCUGUAUUGACGACUACACCGCGCGCGCACUCGGUUGCGACUUGUUGGUGCAUUAUGCGCAUAGUUGUUUGAUACCCGUGGAUGUGACAACCAUCAAAACCCUCUAUAUCUUUGUAGACAUCAGCAUCGAUACAACCCACCUCCUCGCCACGCUCGAACGCAACUUUGUCGCUGGCAAAACAAUCGCAACAGUCGGUACAAUCCAAUUCAACGCCACCUUACAUGGACUAAAACCCGCCCUUGAGCGCGCAGGCUUCAAAGUGAUUAUCCCUCAAAUCAUGCCGCUAUCAAAGGGGGAGAUAUUGGGCUGCACAUCCCCCCAAUUAUCAGAUACAGAGGUCGAUUAUUUGUUGUAUUUGGGUGAUGGGCGGUUUCAUCUUGAAUCGGCGAUGAUACAUAACCCGAAAAUCCCGGCGUAUAGAUACGAUCCAUACUCGAGGGUUCUUUCACGAGAGACGUAUGAGCAUGAAGAGAUGCAUACACUGCGCCGGGACGCCAUAAACGCCGCCUCCAGCGCCAAAAAAUGGGGUAUAAUUCUCGGAUCGUUGGGACGCCAGGGGAAUCCACAUACAAUGUCAUUAAUUGAGUCCCACCUGCGUGACAAGAACACCCCGUUUGUGAAUUUGUUGCUGAGUGAGAUCUUUCCGGGGAAGUUGGCUUCUAUGCCGGAUGUGGAGUGUUGGGUGCAAGUGGCUUGCCCCCGGUUGAGUAUUGAUUGGGGGUAUGCGUUCCCCAGGCCGUUGUUGACGCCGUAUGAGGCUCUUGUUGCGUUGGGAGGGAAGAAAGGGUGGGAUGAAGGGAAUGGGGGUGUUUAUCCGAUGGACUUUUAUGGAAAGGAUGGGCUUGGGAGGACGAGGGCGGAGCAGGUCUCUGUUUAA